Messenger RNA from Guyanagaster necrorhizus, 1308 nucleotides. RefSeq names its product choline kinase cytoplasm. Bases 1 to 1308 code for a protein of 435 amino acids. Gene Ontology annotation, cellular component: cytoplasm. NCBI's taxonomy places the organism in Eukaryota, Fungi, Basidiomycota, Agaricomycetes, Agaricales, Physalacriaceae. The record is from RefSeq and is a predicted model, not a curated record. Gene Ontology annotation, molecular function: choline kinase activity; ethanolamine kinase activity. Gene Ontology annotation, biological process: phosphatidylcholine biosynthetic process; phosphatidylethanolamine biosynthetic process. The transcript has 3 exons.
AUGAUCAAGCGUCUUUCCGCUAGGUCCGUCCAGAGUCUGGCGGAGCUCAUCAUCGGCAACUCAUCAAGCUCUAUUCAGCUCGCACCAGAGGAGGCGCAGUUUGUCACCGAGGAAGGCCUGCCGCAUGCAAAGAAUACACUGGAAGCAAGACACUACAAAACCGACAAGUUCGCCGUGCAGUUACUCGCAUGCAUCAAAACCUUGCGUGUCCCUUCCUGGUCUGACCCCGCCAUCACGCCACAAGGGAUAAAGAUCCAGAAAGUCUCUGGCUCCAUGACAAACGCCGUCUUUUUUGUCUUAUAUCCAAGAUCCCCCGAGAUUCGUACUCUUUUGCUCCGGAUAUAUGGUCCAUCAUCCGGUUCACUCAUCUCCCGCCCCCGAGAACUCCACACACUCCACAUCCUUUCCUCAAAGUAUCAUUUGGGCCCAAAAGUGUACGGAACAUUUGAGAAUGGCAGGCUUGAGGAGUUUUUUGAGUCCACAACGCUGAGCUCAACUGAAAUGAGGGACAGAACCAUCAGUGCCUGGAUUGGAGCACGAAUGGCUGAACUUCAUUCUGUUGACAUAGAAGUCGUUGAGGAAACUUUGCCAGAGACCAGAGGCGAAGGUAAAGGCUGGGACCUCAGUGUCAAAGUGAACGUCAAAUCUUGGUUACCACUCGCCCAAGCUGUCUUGGCACUACCCAACGUCUCCGAAUCAUUGCGCAACGAGAUAGAUUUGGAAAGAUUCAGCAAGGAGUGGAAGGCGUAUCUGAAAUGGUUAGCCGCGGUAGACGAUGUCGAGAAUGGCAGUCGGCGAGUCUUUGCUCACAACGACGCCCAGUACGGGAAUAUUCUUAGACUGACAAACAUGCCAGGUGAAUGUGCCCCUCAUCGCCGAAUCAUUGUGGUGGACUUUGAAUACGCCGGCCCCAACACAGCAUCGUUCGACAUUGCGAAUCAUUUUCAAGAAUGGACCGCGAAUUAUCAUGGCCCAACUCCUCACCUCCUCGACCCUUCGCGUUACCCAAGCGAAGAAGAACAAGCCAAUUUUUGUGCAUCAUACAUCCAGCAUUCAAUCCAGACCCCGCUUAGCCAAUUAGAGCUCAAAGCUGCAGUUAACAAGCUUAAGGAUCAGGUCCGUUACUGGAGUCCUGCAUCGGCGGCGAUGUGGGCUGUUUGGGGUAUUGUUCAGGCGAGGGAGGAUGUCGAGGGGAAAGUUGAGGAACCCGAGUUCGACUACUUAGGUUAUGCCCUUGACCGUAUCAAGGGGUUCCGUCGUGAAAUCAGAAAAUUGGGUGUAUGCGUGCCCUGGAAUGACAUCUUUUGA